AGCAGGUGUGACUCGGUGGGUGGCGAACGGCAACGAGCACACUGCUUCUAAAUGAUUUCCCUGCUGUUGUCUCAACAAGCUAAUAAGUCAUCCAUGAGUUUUAUGAUUAACCAUUGUACUGGAGCUGCUCUGAUUGGAUGGCAGCUUUUCAAUAGGAAGUAAAAAAAAAAGGCAUGUGAGAAACAGUGUUGCAGCGAUAUUGCCUUCCGCAAUCCCCAUAAUCCGCAAGUUGUGACUGCCGACACCGUGUUGUUUUUAAUGGUGCAGAGCCGAUGAUAGUGAACUUGCAGGUAAAGUCCGUCAUGUCAGGUGACGGACAAUGAGGAAGACGGGAGGCAAACAGUUUCACUUUCAUCAGAUCAGACAAUCUUGAGAGGUCCCACACACUUCCUGAUCGCCACAACUUUAGUGACAGCAGUGUGAGAGUUGUUCAGAAAGCGCAGACGAGACUGGAUGGUGCAACAGUGAGAAAUGGAUUAUGUACGAGCGCAAGAGUCGCCGCAGAGCAAGGGCUCCGUGUGGCACCGGGAGCACAGUGAUGAGUUUGCUGACAACAGGCCAAGUGAUGUCUCUCUGAAAUCUCCCACUCAGGAUGAGACAAGGCCCUUCAGAAGAGUGAGAAGCCCGUCCAGACCGAGGGCGUGGACGUCCAGUUCGUACAAGCCGAGGACAGGAGGAGGAUUUUACAGGCCUCGUUUUCCGAGAGAUGAGCAGUCCUUCCGGAAACCUGGCGUUGGCCUCCAGCGCUACCACCAUCUCAGCCACGGGCCUUACUUCCACCGGAGAGAUUACUUGCAGGCUAAAAUGAAGCACACUUCACAGAGGGACCGGGAGACGGAGCGGGAGAGAGAAAAGACAAAACAGAGGGACAAGGAGAGAGAGAGAGAGAGGGAGAAGGAGCAAGACUGGGAGCAGAAGAGUGAGCAGAGGAGUGAGCAGAGACAGGGCACUGAGACAAGCUCACCUCCAAAAGAAAGCGCCGCUACUUGGGGACCUUUGUUCCCCAGGUCUAUUUCCAGCAGAGACAAGGAGAAGCAGUUCACUGUUUCUCAGGAGAGUGAAAGAAACCAAAGCAGAGAGCGAGAUCACAAAGGAGGCAAAGGCAAAGAACGAAGUCGAGACAGAGAGCUCUCUUCAACUGUAAGCCAGGCAGCAGCACGAAACAGAGCCAUCCAGCAGAAGAGGAGAGAGAUAGAGGAGGUGUAUCAUCAGGACUGCGAAACGUUCAGUGUGGUGGCGAGGAUGCUAAUAGCCAAGGAUCCCUCGCUUGAGAGUCCCAUCCAGUCCUCUCUGCAGCAGAACCUCAGGGAAAUAGGCCUGCGCUGUGUGGAGGCCAUGGAGAAAUUUAUCGAGGAGUAUGACUCCAGGGAACCCUCGACGCACUAAUCAAACAUACGCACAACACACACCUCUCAUCUUUCCUGCCUGCCGUCUUUAGCAUACAUACCCCUGGUAAAUGUUGACACUCUUCUUUCAGGUGGUUGAACGGCGCCUGUGUGUGUGUGUGUGUGUGUGUGUGUGUUUGUUUGGUAUGCCAGCGGCUGUAAUGAGCUCGUUUGUCCUUGUCUGCUGCCUGGUCAAAGUCACUCUUGGUGUUAAGCCGUCUGGUGGCUCUGCUUCGACCUGCAUGUUUUGCGUGACCACUGCUGAAAUGUGAAUCCUCAAUUUUCAUAAUGAGUAUUCUGCAUUCCUUUUGAUGUUGAGACUGUGAUGAUUAUAAGAAAAAAAAAACUGUGGAUAUAUUAAUCAGAGGCGUCUUGAAGUGUAAGAAGCAAAAAAGGGCUUUUUUGAUGUUUACAUGACUGAUGUUCAUAAUUUAUCGUUAUCACUCACUGGCCACUUUUUCUAAAUCUUUUCUAAAUCUGCUUAUAUUCAUGGUACAUUAAAUAUGAGAUGAUUAA
Molecule: messenger RNA, 1901 nt
Organism: Myripristis murdjan (pinecone soldierfish)
Lineage: Eukaryota; Metazoa; Chordata; Actinopteri; Holocentriformes; Holocentridae
Exons: 7
Coding region: 472-1386 (304 amino acids)
Biological process (GO): negative regulation of gene expression, epigenetic; protein localization to heterochromatin; negative regulation of DNA-templated transcription
Cellular component (GO): nucleoplasm
Source: RefSeq, a predicted model, not a curated record